Neopelma chrysocephalum (saffron-crested tyrant-manakin) is the source of this 2713-nucleotide messenger RNA. RefSeq names its product hdc homolog, cell cycle regulator (gene HECA). NCBI's taxonomy places the organism in Eukaryota, Metazoa, Chordata, Aves, Passeriformes, Pipridae. The coding region runs from base 1 to 1509 and encodes 502 amino acids. The record is from RefSeq and is a predicted model, not a curated record. The transcript has 5 exons.
AUGUCUUCAGACAUGGAAUAUGGAAUAACUGACUAUUAUCACCACAAAAGGCUUAACCUGGUGACUGGGAAGGGACAGGGGGAUGGGGCAGGCGGGGCAGGCGGAGUGGCGGCCGCAGGCGGCGCGGCACCCGGAGACGUCAAGAGCGAAGCUCCUUGUGCUACUCCACUGAUCUGUAGCUUUGGAAGGCCGGUGGACCUGGAGAAGGAUGACUACCAGAAGGUUAUAUGCAACAACGAGCAUUGUCCGUACAGCACUUGGAUGCACCUUCAGUGCUUCUACGAGUGGGAAAGCAGCAUCCUCGUCCAGUUCAAUUGCAUUGGCAGAGCCAGGAGCUGGAACGAAAAGCAGUGUCGUCAAAACAUGUGGACCAAGAAGGGAUAUGACCUGGCUUUUCGCUUUUGCUCCUGUCGAUGUGGGCAGGGUCAUUUGAAGAAGGACACUGACUGGUACCAGGUGAAGCGAAUGCAGGAUGAUAAGAAGAAGAAAUCAGUGUUGGAGAAGAGUACGGGAAGGUCCAUGGCAGAGUCAACAGAGGAGGCCAAAAAGGGCAGGCCGGCCAACAAGCCCCAGAAAAGCUUGAGUAAUGACCUCCAGCGAAGGCACUCGAUGGACAGGCAGAACUCCCAAGAGAAGGGUGUGAUGGGUGGCAGCUACGCCGUUCGUUCACCUUGUGUCUCUCCUGGCCAAUCCCCGCCCACCGGCUACUCUAUUCUUGCCCCCACACACUUCAGUGGGCCUCGUUCCUCGCGAUACUUGGGAGAGUUUUUGAAGAACGCCAUUCACCUGGAGCCCCAUAAGAAGAACAUGGCUGGUGGGGGCAUGUUCAGGAAUGCACAUUUUGAUUAUGGGGCAGCUGGCUUGCAAGCAUAUAGGUCAGGACACUUUGAUGCUCCUGUGCAGUUUUUGAGAAGGCUCGAUCUAUCUGAGCUGCUCACUCACAUCCCCAGGCAUAAAUUGAAUACUUUCCAUGUGCGGAUGGAAGACGAUGCCCAGGUGGGCCAAGGGGAAGACCUUCGGAAGUUCAUCCUUGCUGCUCUCAGUGCCAGCCACAGGAACGUUGUAAACUGUGCUCUAUGCCACAGGGCGCUGCCAGUGUUUGAACAGUUUCCGCUGGUGGAUGGGACCCUAUUCCUUAGCCCAUCAAGACAUGAUGAGAUUGAAUAUGAUGUUCCCUGUCACCUUCAAGGAAGGCUUAUGCACCUCUAUGCUGUUUGUGUAGACUGCUUAGAAGGGGUUCACAAAAUUAUCUGCAUCAAGUGCAAGUCCCGAUGGGAUGGAAGCUGGCAUCAGCUGGGAACUAUGUAUACCUACGAUAUUCUGGCAGCAUCUCCCUGUUGUCAGGCUCGACUGAACUGUAAGCACUGUGGGAAGCCAGUAAUAGAUGUACGGAUUGGCAUGCAGUAUUUCUCUGAAUACAGCAAUGUCCAGCAGUGUCCUCACUGUGGAAAUCUAGACUACCACUUCGUGAAGCCAUUUUCUUCAUUUAAAGUUUUGGAGGCUUAUUGACGAAAGCUUUGCUUUAGUAAUAGCUAUUUUAUGGGUAUUUCAACUUUAUUACAUAUCUUUUUAUAGGAUUCAUUCUGUGAUGAAAUUUAAUUUCUUUUCUAACUGAAAGAGCAGCUUCUUUGUCAGUGUACAUAUUAAUAUGUGUAUAUAUAUAUAUGUCGUUAAAACCAGAAUCCUCCUGACAAGAUCUCUGUGAAGGCUGGAGGCAAGCCAAUUUAAUGGCCUUUGAAUAUACCCCAAGUAUGGGGUAAAGAUGAGCUAAAAAUUAUUAGGGUUUAUUUUUUUGUAUAAUUGUAAUACAGUUUAUAGCAAGGGUAUGGGGAGACAUACAGGACAGAGAAAUAUGUCCAGUUGAAAAAUGGGUAGUUGUGUAGGGUUGUUCUUCCAGCUUGGUGAAAAUGGGAAAUCCUUGGAAAGAAAUGGUUCUGUUAGUGCUGAAUUCAUUCAGCCUUUUAAUCGGUCCCCACAGGCGCAGGAGCUGGCCCUAUGCUGCCAGUCCCGCCAGUCCCCUCAGCAGGCUUUCUUUCAGAUUUCCCAAAACAGGGGUAAACUAGGGUAUCAUGACAAGUGAAUGUAAAUGUAUGCCAGCAGAUGCAAUCUUGAAUGAGGUUUUUUGUUUUGGCAUAGCAUCUUCCUGCUAUGUGUGCUUGAUGUGCAUUGCCCUCAUGGCAAUAGUGCUGCUUCCAACGGGACUGUCAUGUGCCCAGCUGGGUCAUCUGCUCAUACCAAAACAAGCUGGAGAUUUUAAAAUGCUUUAUUUAGAGGUGUUUCUUCACAGACAUUUUAGAGAAGGAACUGGUUGAGCUGAGUGGGUAUGUGUUUAUACGUGCCUGCUGGGGCUGAGGCUUUGCUGCCUGCUGCAGACUGGUGUGACUGAUGUGGAAGGAGAACCAUGAAGUGGUAUCUGGGCCCUCAGAUCUGUAAGAGCUGAGAGGUACUGAGUACAAAACAUGGCAUCAGUUUUUAAAACAAUUAAUUGCUGCAUCUUCAUAUUUCAAAAUUGUGUUCAGUUUAGGAUCUAAAAACAUGGAGACAUUUUAAGAAACCAAACUUAGCAUAUUUACUUUCUACAUGCCUCUGUACUGUACAUAACAGACUGCAUUAGGCAGUGAAUUCGUAUCAGAGAGUUUGGCCCUGUAGACUCUGCAGUUGUCGUUUCUUGAUUCCCAUUUCUCCUUUGCUUAAAUAAAUUUUUUUAAAAUAG